GCAUGCGCGUGCGUGUGUGUGUUUGUGUGUAGGUGUGUGCGUGCACACACCAGACUGCCGUGCAGAGAGCAACAGUUCACUCGGUCGUCACUGAGGCUACUUCUCACCACCGAUCCAGGAGUCGCAGAUCAUCUCCAAACCCCAAAGACGGGACACCGGGUCUGGGGCAGACAAGACUACAGCGUUCUCUCUCUUCCCGCUACGCUUCCAGCAGAGGGAGGCAGGAAAGGCAGCCCAGGGAAAGUCACUCAGGCAGGCAGAGAGGCAGCCAGACCUUUCCCUCCCCAGCUGCACCUGGAGUUCACCACUGGGACACUUCUGCCUGACAACUCCCUGGCUCGUCACUGAGACUCACUCGUGGCUGUGGACUAUAUUUCACACACACCUCUCCUCUGCAUCUGUGGCUUCGGAGGGUGUGUGUUCUGAUUGCGACUUGGGUGCUGUGUGAAUAUACACACACACACACACACAAACACCAAGACUAUCGACCUCAUCGCCUGUCACAUUAGCACAACAGAGGACAGGCAGAGCAGGAAAAGGACUUAGUUUGGUGCUGGUUUGUCUUGCUGUUAGCCCUGAAAGCUUGCAGGCGUUAAUUGAGUUGAGACAGCUCUGUGGGCACCUCUGCGGGGCUGCUCGAAGGACAGAGAGGGGACAGAGCCAGAGACGCAGCAGCAUGUUUGACUGUGUGGAGGCCCUGGGGGUGGCCCCCAGGCCCCUGUACGAUGUGUCCGCCCAGGGCUCCUGCAUGCUGCGCAAGGUCAGCUCCUUCUUCCCCAACCUGGAGUCCUUCUCAUGGGCUGCCACCAUGCAGUCGGUGGAGACGCAGAGCACCAGUUCAGAGGAGAUGGUCCCCAGCUCCCCCUCCCCUCCCCCUCCACCGCGCAUCUACAAGCCAUGCUUCGUGUGCCAGGACAAAUCCUCCGGCUACCAUUAUGGAGUCAGCUCCUGCGAGGGAUGCAAGGGCUUCUUCCGGCGCAGCAUCCAGAAGAACAUGGUGUACACCUGCCACCGAGACAAGAACUGCCAGAUCAACAAGGUGACGCGCAACCGCUGCCAGUACUGCCGGCUGCAGAAGUGCUUCGAGGUCGGCAUGUCCAAAGAAGCUGUGAGGAAUGACAGGAAUAAGAAGAAGAAGGACAUUAAGGAGGAGGUGGUGCUUCCGGAGAGCUAUGAGUUGAGUGGAGAACUGGAGGAGCUGGUCAACAAAGUUAGCAAGGCCCACCAGGAGACUUUCCCCUCACUCGGCCAGCUGGGCAAAUACACUACUAACUCUAGUGCGGACACCAGAGUGCAGCUGGAUCUGGGGCUGUGGGACAAGUUCAGUGAGCUCUCCACCAAGUGCAUAAUCAAGAUCGUAGAGUUUGCCAAACGCUUGCCCGGAUUCACCACUCUCACCAUCGCUGAUCAAAUCACCCUGCUCAAAUCAGCAUGCCUAGAUAUCCUGAUGCUGCGUAUCUGCACGCGCUACACUCCAGAGCAGGACACCAUGACCUUCUCAGAUGGGCUAACGCUCAACCGCACACAAAUGCACAACGCUGGCUUCGGCCCCCUCACUGACCUAGUGUUUGCAUUUGCCGGGCAACUGCUGCCCCUGGAGAUGGACGACACAGAGACAGGCCUCCUCAGUGCCAUCUGCCUGAUCUGUGGAGACCGUAUGGACCUGGAGGAGCCAGAGCGUGUCGACCGGCUGCAAGAACCGCUGCUAGAGGCACUGAAGCUGUACGCUCGUCGCCGCCGCCCCAACAAACCCCACAUGUUCCCACGCAUGCUCAUGAAGGUUACUGACCUCAGAGGCAUCAGCACCAAAGGAGCCGAGCGAGCCGUCACGCUGAAGACGGAGAUCCCCGGCCCCAUGCCGCCUCUAAUCCGCGAGAUGCUGGAGAACCCAGAAGUGUUCGAGGAGGCCGCAGAGGCCGCCAGGGCGGCUGAGAGUGCCAGCGGGGCCUCCACUGCCUCAGCCUCCACCCAGCCACCCCCCGCCAUCCAGGCCAUCAAGCGCGAGCGCGAGGAAGAGGAAUCGACCCUGGAGGAGGAGGACGAUGAUGAAGAGGAUGGGGACGAGGACAGAGAGCGAGGAGGGGACAGCGACGACGAGGCCUGGGGCCUAACGCCGCCUGACCCCACGAGGAAAGGCGCCACAGGUCGAGCCCAGUGAGGAGGGGGAAAACCAAGAGAGAUGGAGAGAUAGAGAGAAGAGGAAGAAGAGAGAGAAAGGGAAAGAGGAAGAGUACAGCAUCUCUAUCGACUGUCUGAACUCCUUUACAAACUGCAGCAGUAUGCAACCCUUUGGUGUCUUAUUUAUCUUAGUGCUUGAGGGGUGCAUACUUGAAAAUACACACACACACACACACACACACACACACACACACACACACACACACACACACACACACACACACAUAAACGUGCACACACACACACAUGAAUUUCUCUGCACUCUAUGCAUACGGGAACAGGCCCAUCUCAACAGAUAAGCCAACCAGCUGGGGUCGGUUGUCCUUGGAGACGGACACAUGCUUGAGAUCAUAAGCUAGUGUACUUAAAAAGAAUCAAAGUUAUGAAAGCACUACACAUGUCCACCUCUGGACUAGAACGAAUCAGAGGAGACAGAGCAGAAAAAAGACACUACAGUGCCAUACCAAUCACUGUGCUUGGUAAUAAAUGUGGCGAGGGAUUUUGUUUACUCCGUAAAGAAAAUGCAAAAAAAAAGAAACACACACUUAAUAGGUGCUUUCACCUUUGAUGUGUGUGAGGGGAGAAAAAAACUCAAAUACCCAAUCCAGCAAGUUUUGAGAAACAGAAAUGUAAUAAUGAUAAAGCACCAUCUUCCACCGGUGUUCUUGGAAACAACUGUUAUUUUAUUUGACAUUUUGUAUUGUCUCAUCUUUCUAAUGGUAUAUAUAAGCCUUUAUAUAUAAUACUGCUUUUGCAUAUGUUCAUUUUUAUGUGUUUUGUUUUCCUUUUUUUCAUUUUGUUGCUCCAGACAUUUGAAUAUGUAUGUACACCUCUCCCAUGUGCAGAUACAUGAUUUUAAAGUUUCGUGACAGACCGUCAUCCUUCCUUUCAAAUCUCCCAAACUUCUAAUUAAUUAAACUAUUUACAGAAACCAAGUUAAUGUAGGGCCAUUCUAUACUCCCUACUCACCUCCUAUUGGUGGAGCUCAUUGUAAACAUUUUCCAGAUGAUACAUUUAAUAUUGGGACCACAAAUAUGUUCAUAUGCACACUGCCUUCCCUGUUUCCCGGCACACAUAAACAUACUGUUCCGUUUUCACACACACAUCUUACCCGUUUAAAUACAGUACUGCCCUUGUUAAUAUGUGUGUGAUAGCAGUCAGAUAGCAGGCCAAAUGUUUGACUCAGGGCAUCAUUCCAAGGACCAAAUCUCACCUGACUGGUGAUCACGCCUCUAUCACACUCUCCAUGGAUACCAUAAGCUCUAGCACCAAGCAUCACCAAGCCAUUACUUGUGUUAUCUCAAAGAGGCGCUUUAAUUUUAGCUGCAUCCUUUGGCCAAGAUGGAGGGGAGAAAAGGGAGGUGGUGUGGUUGAUAGUGCCUCGGAAUGGAAAGGCAUACAACAGCAAUAUUCAGAGACAUAACCAUCUUUAGGCACUUGUCCAUCAAAACAAUAUGGAAUGAGUUUUUUGAAAAGUGCUGGACAGUGUAGUGCUAGAUAAGCAAGUGUGGAUGUGUUCUGCGAAUUUCAGCUUACAUUGGCAUCACCACAUUUACAUGUAGGAGUCCGAGUUCCUUUUCCCUGGUCUAACUGUUACAAAUGUAUGUUUCCAUUGUUGCAUUCCUGAAACAUCUCAGUGUGCGCCUUUGAUUAGCGUGGUAGUCUUGUUGCCGUGAUGUCCUCACUCUCGCUUUAAGCCCUGUUGGGAUCCAUGUGUCUCUGGGGCCAGCACCUCAUGAGGGACGAGAAGGCAUGGCGGUUAUGAGCUCAGUCUAUUUAUUGUUCUUAUUUAUUCUCGAUUCCUCAGCUUGUACUUAACCAGUUCUCUUGAGGUGGACUUCAUACUAAACCAGAUUGUGCUGUCGCUUCCCUCACCUGACAGUUCUCUUUACUAGUAUGGUGAGAGUUACAUCCAAAAAAAAAACAGACUAAGCCUUCUACUUGUGUAAGACAACACACCAAGAGCUGAUGUCCAUGUAAUACACAAUAUAGACAAAAGUACUGAGGCUUCUGCUAAAACUAGACUAGCGAGCCAGGCCCUCUUGACCAACAUCACUGCCUGACCUCCCAAAUGCCCUUCUGAAUUAAUGGGCAAACAUUUCCACAACCACUCUAAAAUCUUGUGGAAAUCCUUCCCAGAAACAGUGGAAGCCAUUACAGGGGGGGGGCUAUUACAGCACCAUAUUAAUACCUAUGUAUUUAGAAUGGGAUGCCAUUAAAAUUCCUGUGGAUGUAAUGGCAGGCGUCCCAAUGCUUUGUCUAUACAGUGUAUCUGUCAAAUGACAAAGAAAUCACAUUACAUGUAUCCCAGUUCAUACAAAUGCCCAGACGCCCAGUACAAUGAGAGGUCUGUUGUGGACACGAUGCAGUGUAACUUUUAGGCCACUUGUGUCACUCUUCCUACCCUACAGAGCUCAGGCAAAGAAUGAUUUUAAAAACACACGGGUGGUUGCUGAUCAGGUCUGUACAGUAUAGACUGCAGCCAUCCACAUGGUUUAUGCAUCAAGGAUAUGCAUGCACUGAUGUCAGGUGGUUUGACAGGGUAUCUUUGGCCUGCAGUCUCUUCAGGUAUUAAAUACGUCCAAGAGUGGCUUAGAAAAACAUGGAGAAUACACAGUUAAGAGUUGACUGUUGUCUGUCCCUAAGUGUAGUUGUCGUCGGGUAUUGUAACAUUCAUUGGGUCAGGACCACAGGAGUCAAGUGCUAUGCGAAAAUGUGUUAUAAGUUGUCUGCUUUCAAUAUGAACCACCUCCUGUCUGUACAAUUCAAGAAGCCAUUGUGUGUGUGUGUGUGUGUGUGUGUUUGUGUGUGUGUGUGUGUGUGUGUGUGAGUGUGAGUGCGUGCGUGC
Messenger RNA from Alosa sapidissima (American shad), 5026 nucleotides. Its product is annotated as retinoic acid receptor gamma-A-like. Gene Ontology annotation, biological process: regulation of transcription by RNA polymerase II; retinoic acid receptor signaling pathway; cellular response to corticotropin-releasing hormone stimulus. The record is from RefSeq and is a predicted model, not a curated record. Lineage: Eukaryota; Metazoa; Chordata; Actinopteri; Clupeiformes; Clupeidae. Gene Ontology annotation, molecular function: zinc ion binding; RNA polymerase II cis-regulatory region sequence-specific DNA binding; nuclear glucocorticoid receptor binding. The transcript is spliced from 9 exons. The coding region runs from base 677 to 2158 and encodes 493 amino acids. Gene Ontology annotation, cellular component: nucleus; transcription regulator complex.